AUGGAUGAUAAUCAGCGAAAGUUUACUUUUAAACCCAUAAAGAACACUCCGAAAACCACCACUCCCCUUGUGUCUUGUCCAGCCCCACCUGUCACUUUGCACCGACCACUUUUCACGUCUCCAGAACCCUCCGGUGGAUCUAAAGAUGAGAGUACAGUUAAGGUUUCAGCUAAGUUCCUGCCUACAGCUACAGUAACUCCACUUAGGAAAGACAAGGACACGGUUAGGUCACCAUCUCCCGACCUCGAUGUUUCAGUUCACGAUUCAGAUCUUCCUUCACCGUCAUGGUUCGAUGAAAAUGACCAAGCAAUAAGUGCUAGUUGUUCAUAUCCCCAAGGUGCAUCAUGUAAUGUACAACAGAAUGAUCCAUCCCCAGUUCACUUGGGUACGUUAAUGGACUCGAAAAGCUGCACAACACCUUCUAGCAUCUCAAAGUCUUUUAUGUCUGACACUGGUGAAACUGUUCGUGUUCCAGAAGAAAAACCACCUCACUCAGAUCACCACCGUGACUCUGUAGUUAUACCCAAGUCUUUUUAUGACGUAAUUUGCAAAACUUGUGACUUGUUAGAAAAUUUGUCAAUGAAUAAGCUCAUGUAUUGUUUCGGUGACGAGUUGUCUGUUAUAACACGACUACUGCAUGAAAGGAACUCAAGUUCAGUGACUACUGAUAAUCACCAUUCACCACCAGGAAUAUUAGGUGGACGAAGUGACGCCAUCUCUUUGCCAGCAUUACCUGGUGAACAUCGCAAAAUAAAAAAGACUAACGUUACCCCACGUGUAACGGAACAAAUUCUACCAGAUGACGACAGUUGGCUUGACAUCGAAACUGGGUCGACAAAAUUGCACAGUGCUGUAGAAACUCCUGCAAAAUGUUCUGUAGGUAAGAAGCCGAACAUUACACCCAAAAAGACCUGUGAUCGCGUCCCACAAAAGCCAGUUGCAACCGCAGAUUCAGGUGAAGGGAACGUGUUUCUUCCUCUUAAAGCUGUUCAGUCUAAAUGGGAUCUUCCAGCUUGCUGCAGUGAUGAAUACGAUCAGCCGGAUGAUGGUUCCACGGGAGAGUUCGAUGGGGAUAAUCGUUUUCCUCAUUCACAGCGCAUGAUGGAAGCAUUUUCAAAGAUGUUUGGUUUGCGAUCGUUUCGGCGAAAUCAACUUCAAGCUAUUAAUGCAGCCCUCCUUGGCCGUGAUUGUUUUGUGAUUAUGCCAACUGGUGGUGGCAAAAGUCUGUGUUAUCAACUGCCAGCUGUAGUUCAAUCAGGAUUGACAUUAGUUAUUUCUCCUUUAAAAGCAUUGGUUUUGGAUCAAGUUACAAAACUUCAAUCCCUCGGGGUAGGAGCUGGUCAUUUAACCGGCGAAGCCACUCUUGCAGAAAGUGAUCGAGUUUACGCCAGCCUGCAUUCGGCCAGUCUGCGUUUAAAACUUCUAUAUGUAACACCAGAGAAAAUUGCCGCAUCUGAUAAACUGAAGGCAUGUCUGGAACAGCUAUAUAAACGUAAUCUGUUAGAUCGUUUUGUGAUUGAUGAAGCACAUUGUGUUAGCCAGUGGGGUCAUGAUUUUAGACCAGAUUACAGAAAUCUGAGUGUUUUACGCACAAAUUUCCCAAAUGUCCCAAUGAUGGCUAUGACUGCUACGGCUACACCAAAAGUUCGCAGAGAUAUUCUCCUUCAACUGAAGAUGACAAAUACUAAAUGGUUUAUCCAAAGUUUUAAUCGUGCAAAUUUAAGAUUUGAAGUACGACCAAAAAAGCCUAAAAAUUGUACAAAAGAGAUUAUUGAUGUUAUUCGCAAUGAAUUUCCUAAACGAUCAGGAAUUGUUUACUGUUUAUCCCGCCGAGAGUGUGAUCUGGUAGCUGAUGAAUUGGUUGGUGCUGGUUUUCAAGCGGCUGCUUAUCAUGCUGGAAUGACGGAUGCUCAAAGAAGAAAAGUUCAGCAAGCAUGGAUUCAAGAAGAUAAAUGUAAGAUUGUCUGUGCAACUAUUGCUUUCGGUAUGGGAAUAGACAAACCGGAUGUUCGAUUCGUUAUACAUCAUUCUAUACCAAAGUCUAUUGAGGGCUAUUAUCAAGAGGCUGGACGUUCAGGAAGAGAUGGUCUACCUUCAACGUGUAUUCUUUACUACCAUUGGCAUGAUGUUGUAAGGCUACGCAAAUUAAUACAAGGUGAUGGACCUGGUUCAACGGCUAGAGAAACUCUUCGAUUUCAUGAAGAUGCACUUUAUCGUAUGGUUUCUUACUGUGAAAAUCAAAUUGAUUGUCGUCGGAAACAGAUGUUAUCACAUUUUGGUGAAGCGUUUGAUGCAGCUGAUUGUGGAACUAUAGUUGGAUGUCUGUGUGAUAAUUGUCAGCUGUCCGAUAGAAGACGUCUUGAACACAGAGAUGUUACGGAAGAUGCAAUGAAGAUUGUUCGUUCAGUUGAAGUUUUCUUACGAUCACGACGUAAUGUAACGCUGAAUUAUCUUGUGGAUCUCUUUCGAGGAGCUAAUACUAGUCAAAUUCAACGAAGUGGUGAUCAGACGAGUCAAAUAUAUGGUCAAGGGUCGAGUUAUUCGAAAACAGAUGCUGAAAGACUUCUACAUCGUCUUGUCUCUGAACGCGUAUUGUAUGAAGAGUUAGCGGUCACACAAAUGGAUCAUGUUGUUGCGUACGUUCGUCUUGGGUUAAAAGCAACAGGACUUUUAAAUGGUUCACUUAAAAUUACUUUGCCAAUUUCUGUUCUAACUCGACCUGGUCAAAGUGAAGCGAAUGUAGUCGGUCGUCCACCGGAGGAUCGUUAUGCCAGUAUUCGUAAUCAAUGCUAUGAGGAGUUAGUUCAAGCUGCUAAACAACUUACUUCAAGUCAAGGCAUUUCAAAUUAUGCUACCGUUUUUCCAAAUGAAAUGUUACUUGAAAUGUCGUCAAGUUUACCGACUACACGUGAAGAACUAUUACAGAUUCCUCAGUGUACUGAAUACAAAUUGAAUUGUUUCAAUGCUGAGUCAGCAUUUUUAGAGAUCACAUUGAAUUACCUAUCAAUACUCGGUGCUUUGAAAGCUGAAGAGAAAGAGAUAGAAGAAUCUCACCUUCAAGAAACGCAUACACCAGUGUCUCUUUCUAGUCGAGGAGGACGUGGGCGAAAUACUUUUGUAAAACGUCGUGGAAAAGCGUACACUGCAAAAAAGACCACAUCAACUACAGGUGAACGUAAACGAAAAGGCAGUUUUCUAUUUGGAAAACAAUUCAAGUCGAAUUCCACUUUCUCAGGAGCAUCCAACACAACUGGUUGGAAACGAAAACCUUCAGAAUCUGCGACUUCCAGUUCGAACUCAUUUCAACCAAAACUUAUGAAACUUUCUGUUAAAGGAGAUUAA
Messenger RNA from Trichobilharzia regenti, 3342 nucleotides. Lineage: Eukaryota; Metazoa; Platyhelminthes; Trematoda; Strigeidida; Schistosomatidae. The record is from the annotation of a GenBank genome assembly.